Molecule: messenger RNA, 1764 nt
Organism: Rotaria sordida
Lineage: Eukaryota; Metazoa; Rotifera; Eurotatoria; Philodinida; Philodinidae
Source: the annotation of a GenBank genome assembly
AUGACAACAGAAAAUAUUUCACCAUUGUCUUCAACUUCGAAAAUUUAUCAUCGACAAAAUAAAUUUAAAAAAAACAGUGAAAAUACUUCACCAACCAAUGUUAAUGAUUGGACAAUAACAUUUUGUAUAAUUGGUUCUGCUUGUUCAAAUAAACGACUUCUAUCUUCACUUGAAGAUCGUUAUGUAUAUGAAUGUAUUCAUGAUGAACGAGAAGUAAUUCGUACAUUAACUGAAACGAAAAUUUUAUUAUCACAACGACAAUUACGUAUUUAUAUUGUUGAUUCAUUUGAUGAUUCUAUAUUUCAAUAUUUAAAAGACAAUGAAGAUAUUUAUACAAUUAGUUCUGAACUUGUAUUAUCAUGUGCAGAAAAAGAAAUUGAUAUUCCUGUACCAAGAAGAAAUCGACCAUUAUAUUGUCAACAUUUAUCUUCAGCUGUCAUAUGUUUUGUUGGAAUUCGAAGAGAUACACAUACGGAAUUAAGUGAUUUUGUUCAUUAUCUUGGUGGAUCUGUACGAAAAGAUUAUAGUGAUCAAGUAACACAUGUUAUAUCACAUGCAAAUAUCGGUGAAAAAUAUCUCACAGCAUUUAAUAUGGAAAGAAGUGAAAUUCUAACAGAAGAAUGGCUUUUACAUUGUUGGCAUGAACGAAAUAAUCGACAAUUUAAUCCAUUUGAUUCUGAACUUAUUCGAAUAUAUCGUGCUAAACCAUUACAUAAUCUUAAUUUAUUCUUUUUUGGUUUUAAUAAUGAUAAUGAAUUACAACAUUUACAUACUUUAACCAAUGAACAUGGUGGAUUUAUAACAAAAGAAAUGAAUGAAGCAACACAUAUUGUUCUUUCUGAUAUAAAUUUAUUUAUAUUGACAUAUCCAUCAUAUACACGUAAACAUCGACAAUAUAUUGUCCAUGUACAAUGGUUUUGGGAAUGUUUAUGUUUAAUGGGUAAAGCUGAUGAAUCAAUGUAUAUUGUUAAUUUAACUAGUAAUCAAUCAACAACACCAGAUUCUUCAUUAUUAUUACUUUCACCAUCAAUACAUGGUGAUAGUCCAUUACAUGAUUCAUCAUUAAAUACGACUGUUAAACGAAAACGUCGACAUAAACAUUUGUUUAUAAAUGAACAAAUUGAUAAUACACCAAAUUCAAAACGUUUUAAUAGUAGUGUUAAUGAGAAUGAAAAUUUAUUAGAUGAUAAUAUUGUUAUAGAAAAACAACAAAAUAUUAAAAAAGAUAAUAAAUAUUUAAUUGAAAUGGAAUUAAGAGAAACUGAACGAAAUUAUGUUACAAUGUUAUCAAAUAUUAUUCGAAUUUUCAAAACUGAAAUGGAAAAAGAUGAUCGUCGAAAUGGUCCUAUUCUUACAAAAGUUGAAAGUACACAAAUAUUUGGUAAUAUUGAAGAAAUCUAUCAUUUACAUUUAUCUAUUGCUGAACAACUUGAUCGAGCUAUAAAUGAAGAUAAAUGUAUUGGUUCAAUAUGUUUAACUAAUUCUGUUGAUCUUUUACGUGUUUAUCAACCAUAUACAAAAUUUUAUGAUAAAACAAUUGAAGCAAUUCAUACAUUAGAAAAAACUAAUUCUCGUUUUUAUGCUUAUCUUAAAAUUUGUGAACAUAAAAUUGAAUUAGGUAAACAACAUUUAGUUGAUUUAAUGAUACGAUCUAUUCAACGUUUACCAAGUAUAUUAUUAUUACUAGAACGUUUACUUAAAUAUACAUCAAUAACACAUAUUGAUUAUCAAUUAUUAAUUGAUUCAUUAGAUAAAUUACGUUAA